Messenger RNA from Corylus avellana, 820 nucleotides. The record is from RefSeq and is a predicted model, not a curated record. Lineage: Eukaryota; Viridiplantae; Streptophyta; Magnoliopsida; Fagales; Betulaceae.
GAUCUCUCCUUUCUGUCGACUCUCCUCUCAGUCUCCACCAUCCUCCUCGCCUCCUAUCUCUGUUGCCGCUCCCACCACUCCCUCAGUGCCCCCAACAGCAACCACCACCACCACCGCAGCAACCACACACCUCGACGCCUGGCUGAAGCUGAACGGCUCGUGCCCGGUUUCGCCGCUGCCAACCCCGCUGUCCACGCCGCUCUCGGAGGUCGUUUCACUCUCGCAGUACGCCGCGGAUCGGAGGCGGAAGAGGUGAUAAGAUUUGUAAUUAACAAGAUCUCUUCGCAAACUUAUCGACAAAGCCAUGACGCUGUCAGACGAGGAAAUCAAUAGGCUUUUUAGGAUUCGAAGAACGGUGAUGCAAAUGUUGAAGGACCGGGGUUAUUUUGUUGGGGACUUUGAGAUUGACAUGACCAAAGAGCAGUUCAAGGAUAAGUACGGUGAGAACAUGAAAAGGGAAGAUCUUGUUAUCAAUAAAGCCAAGCGAAACGAUAGCUCUGAUCAGAUAUAUGUUUUCUUCCCUGAGGAACCGAAGGUUGGUGUUAAGACAAUGAAGACUUACUCUCAACGCAUGAAGGCAGAGAAUGUUUACAAAGCAAUCUUGGUGGUUCAACAAAGUUUGACUCCCUUUGCUAAGAGCUCCAUAAAUGAGAUUUCUUCAAAAUUCCAAUUGGAUGUUUUCCAGGUGAAACUGAUUGCUUUGAUGAUAUUGAAGAACAAAAUUGUGGCUGUUGAUUUUUGUCUAGCAUCUUGCAUAUUUGUUGUUUUACCCAAGGAUUCUUCGUAGCAUAGUACAUCAGGGCAUUGUGAUGGCUGCUUA